Penicillium samsonianum is the source of this 900-nucleotide messenger RNA. Its product is annotated as LYR motif-containing protein. The record is from RefSeq and is a predicted model, not a curated record. Bases 1 to 900 code for a protein of 299 amino acids. Lineage: Eukaryota; Fungi; Ascomycota; Eurotiomycetes; Eurotiales; Aspergillaceae. The transcript has 3 exons.
AUGGUUGUUUGGCUUUCCAAGGUUGGCUUCAUUAUUGUGAUAACCAUUCAACACUGGAGAAUGCAUAAAGUGCUGGUGCCUAAGCAUAGUGGAGCUCAUCGUUUUGCUUGUUUGGCACUUUAUCGAGCACUUCUCCGACAAUGCCGUCCUUCAACUGUAAACACUCCGUGGCUGGGUGAGAUCAAACCCCUCAUUCGACAGAAUUUCCGAAAAUAUAAGAAACUACAAAGCCCAUCGCAAACAGCAAAUGCCUUGAAGGCAGGCUAUGAGGCUCUAGAUCUCCUCUCUUCGUCGCAUACCAAUCAGCAUGAUGCACACCGAAUUACAACACUCAUAUCCAAAGCCAGGGCACAAAAAGAUAACUAUGCUGCGAUGCAAAGGAAAAUUCGGCCAGUAGCGCCACCUGCCAAAGCCCUUACGCCCAAGCAAUCCCGAAAAGAAAACUCAAUCCGCUUCCAGGAGGAAACAAAUCAGCGACAUCCGAACGCCACCUCGAUCCUAAACCGACCCCAUCCGUUGGGUGACAAGAAGCGCAAUGUCCCUGUACUUGUCAAUGCGCGCGGACUUCCAUUCUUGCGCUAUAAAAAGCCGCAGCCGAGAAACGUUAGCAGUGUGAUACGAACAAAACUUGGGAAUCGCUGGAACUGGAUUGAACGUCGAGACAGGUUGAAAAUAGAACUACUUUUCGCCAAGGACGAAGAGGAAUGGGAUCGCAUCACCAGAAUUCAGGAGCCAUCCACCUGGUCUGAGCAUCCUGCUAAUGCCAUUGUCGAUGUCAAUACGAAAAUCGCACACUUCGAUAUGCAUGCCAAAGAGCUUGCAGAUAACAUGUGGAAGAUUGUUCUAGCUGAAAAGGCUUUGGCGGAAGAAGAAGCUAGCCAAAAGCAGCCAAAGCAAUGA